AUGAGUAGAAAGAGAUCAGAAAGUGGGGAAUCUUCAUACGGUUGUGGUGAGAUCAAGGGGUGGAAGGGUAUUUGGCAAAUGAAUGCCCCGGGGGUUGUGAAAAUGUUUAUAUGGAAAGCUAUAAACAACUGUUUGCCAACCAAGUGGAACCUAUACAAGAGAAAAGUUACUGAAAAUCCCUUUUGUCCUAUCUGUGUUAAAAGUGAAGAAUCUGUUUGUCAUGUUCUAUGGAGUUGUCCAGCUGCGGUGGAUGUAUGGGCAGAGGUAAACAGUCCUGUUCAAAAAUGGCCGAGGGGGGAGGCAGAUUUGGGACAAUUAUGGUGUAAGGUGGUUGAAAAAUGUAGUGAGAAGGAAGUGGUGUUAAUAGCUAUGGUUAUGCGCAAUAUAUGGCUGAGAAGAAAUUCUUUUGUUUUUGAAGAGAUGUUCUCCAGUCCAAGUGCAAUCUGGAAUAGAGCAAAGGCUAGUAUAGAAGCAUAUCAGGAGGCUCAAAGUAGACCUAUUAAGGAUGCAGAACAGACUCAGAUACAGAGAAAAAGGGUCAGAUGGAAGGCUCCUAGGGAGAGGGUGGUGAAGAUUAAUUGGGAUGCUGCCUAUGAUUCAAAAAGUAAGAGGAUGGGAAUAGGGGUGGUUGUUCGGGAUGCAGAAGGGGAAGUGUUGGUCUCUUUGUGCAAAACAAGUCUUCAUUCAGUGUCUGUUGCUGCAACUGAAGCAGAUGCUUUGUGGCGUGCUUUAAUUCUUUGUACAGAGCUGAACAUUGGGGAGGCUAUCUUGGAGGGAGAUGCUUUGAGUAUUAUUCAAGCUGUGUGUAGCAGGGAGGAAAGAUGGGAAUGGCAUGGUCAGAGAUUAGAAGACAUCAGAGAGCUAAUAAGGAGAAGACCCUUGUGGAGGGUGAUACAUACGUAUAGAGAAGGAAAUUUAGUAGCUGGUUUUUUUAGCAAAAUAUGCUCUGAAUAUAGAUGA
Messenger RNA from Carya illinoinensis, 960 nucleotides. RefSeq lists its product as uncharacterized. Lineage: Eukaryota; Viridiplantae; Streptophyta; Magnoliopsida; Fagales; Juglandaceae. The record is from RefSeq and is a predicted model, not a curated record. Gene Ontology annotation, molecular function: nucleic acid binding; RNA-DNA hybrid ribonuclease activity. The transcript has a single exon. The coding region runs from base 1 to 960 and encodes 319 amino acids.